This is a messenger RNA of Microcebus murinus (gray mouse lemur), 9196 nucleotides long. NCBI's taxonomy places the organism in Eukaryota, Metazoa, Chordata, Mammalia, Primates, Cheirogaleidae. The record is from RefSeq and is a predicted model, not a curated record.
AAUAAGUUUUUAAGUAAAUAAAUGAAUAAGUGAUUAUAAAAUGUUAUGUAUUAAUACUAUGAAGAAAAUGAGUAAAGCCUAUGUUAGAAACUGUCAGGGGACUGUAUAGAUCCAGUGGUCAGGGAAGACCUGGGAGUUUACAUUUAAGCUGAAACUAGAAAUCGAGAAGGAGCCAGCCAGUGGGGACAGUGUUCCUGAUAGAGGGAGUAGCCUGUGCCAGGCCAUAGGAGGGCAAGUCUUAGCGUAGUCAAGCAACUGAAAGGUCAGUGUGGCUGUAUUGGAGUGAGGAGGAAUGGAGAAAGGUAAUGUUGGAAAGCAGGUAAGCAGGGUCCAUGUUGCUCAAGAUCUUAAAGACCAAGAGGGAGUUCAGGUUUUAUUCCUGUUACAGUAUGGUGCUGUUGAAGACUUUAAAGCAGGGAGUAAGCCAAUCUAAUUUACAUUUUUAAAAGGUAUGUAUCAGAAAGGUUAGAGGGAGACAAGGGUAGGAACAGAGAGAACAGUUGUGAAGCUAUUCCAGUAGUUUAGGCAAGAGAUGAUAAUAUUAGGAGAGAUGGGGAAAAAUGAACACAUUCAAGAUAUAUUUUGGAGAGAGACUCAGUGGGACUUGCUGGUGGAUUAGAAGUAGAAGAGGAAGGGACAGGAAUCAAGAUUUCUGGCUUGAGAGCUGUAUAUUGUGUUAUUUACUGAGAUUUACAAAAUCAGAUGGAAUGUUUUAGGGGAAAGUCAAGAGUUAAACUUUGGUCAUAUUAAGUCUGAGAUGCUUUGAGGCACCACCCAAGAGGAAAUGUCAAGUAAGUAGUUGGAUAUAGGAGAGCUGGAGUCCCAGGGAAAGUUCCCAGCUACAGAUACAAAUGUGGACAUUUUCACUGUAAGGACAGUAAUUAAAACCAUGGAAAUGGAUGUUGUCAGAUGAGGAAAAAGGAAAGGAAAGGAGGCUUGAUAUUAAGUUCUGAACUACUAUUAACAUUUAGGGAGGUAGGAUCAGAGGAGUGUGAAGGAGAAAAGAAGUAAGAGGAGCCAAAAACAGAGAAGGAAAACCAGGAGAGGGAGGUGCCAUAGAAGUCACUGUAGCCCCCGCCAGUGCUUAGAACAGUGGCUGGCCAGGGCUAGUGUUCAGUAAUUACUGGUUGAAUGAAAUCAAGAGGAGAUCAUUUCAAGAAGGAGAGAAUGAUUAGCUGAAUUUAGUGCUACUGAAAGGCUCAGUAAGAUGAGAGCAUGAACUGCUCAUUGGAUUUUCAACGUGGAUAUUGCUAGUGAUGGAGGCAGAAGUUAUGUUGGAAAGGAUUGAAUAAAGCUUGCAUGGGAGGUGAGAAAGUAGGUAUAGCAGAUUUUUAACCCUUUGACAAAGUUUGGCUGUGAAGGGAGCAGAGAAGUAGAGUAGUAGCUGAAGUGUGAUAUGGAGUCAAAGAGGAAUUUUUGUUUAUUCUUUUAAGAGUGGAUAUACUAGAGCUCUUAAGUGUAUGCAGAUGAGAAUGAUACAGAAAAGAGUAAGUGAUGGUUGAUGGAGGAAAAGGGGGAUAAUUGCAAGAUUGGAGUUUAUGAGUAAGAGAGAGGGGUUGGGAUCAGGGACAUAAAUGUUCAGAAAGAGAAGGGUCACUUCUGUUGAAAGAGGAAAAGAAGGAAAAAUGGAUUCGGAUUCAGGUAGGUUUAUCCAACUGGUCAUGAGAAGGUAACAAUCACCAGUUGUAUCAUGGCUUUUUCGUUCUAAAUGAAGACUCAUGGACAUUAGCUAAAAGGCAGGGGAAGGUGUUAGAGGAAGAGAAAAUGGGCAGAAAUAGCCGCCUUCAAGAGGGAGGGGAUGAUUGGAAAGCCAGCUUGGUAGAGAAAUCUAGUAAGACUGUGAGUUAAGAUUUAGUGCCCAUUGGUGACCUUGAGUUUAUGGUGAACCUGUUGAAUUGAAUGCUUUUUAAUCAAUAUUCUUGGUGUGGAGAAGGCAGUUUUUUUGGAUUUGGGGAUUGUGGAGUUUGGGAGAGAAGACGACCUGGGAAGAGAGUUGAGGGUUCUUGCAAGGGCGUGAUCAUAAUGAUUAACUAUGAGAUCUAAACUAAAGAGAAAAAUUAAGUCAGCAGAGGGAAAAUGGGGGCAAAGGAUAGAAAGUUUCAUGGCAAUUGAAAACUUCUUUUUAUGGGAUGCUUGAGCAAAUGAGCUAGAAGUAUCAAAUAGUGGAUUGCGUUUGGAGGUGAUGCAAGAUGGAUUGAGUUUGGUGUGAUGGUGGGAGAGCGUGGGUGAGGCAGAGUGAAAGAAAAGUCCUUGAAGCUGCUGAGCAGUUUCCAGAGCUGCGAGCCCAGGGUGUUUGGCUGUGUUACCCAUCUGGAUGUUAAAGUUAUGUUGAGUGUGGUGACUAAUUGUGCUGGAGAGUUUAACACUGAGCCAGAUGUGCUCAAAUAUCGGAUGGUGAUAAGUGUUCUGCAAAGAAUUAAAUUUAGGUUCUGGGACAGAAAGGGGAUAGAUGACUUUUUCAGACUGGACAGCCAGGGUAAGCCUCUCUGAGGAAGUGAUUUAUUUUCAGAUCUGAAGGAUAAGAUGAUGAGUGGGGAAAAUAAUCUAGGCUGAGGGAACAGCUAGUACCAAGGCUCUAAAGUGGGUACAAAUCCCUCACUUUUGAGGAAAAGAAAGGAGGCCAGGAAGGCUGGAGUUUAUUGAGCCAGGAAAGGGUGAAAUGAAAUGAGGCUAGAGCUAGAUGAUGAAGCGUUUUGAAAGUCAUGGUCGGGAGUUUGGUGCAUGUAUGUUUUUCUAAGUGCCACAGGGUGUUAGCCAGCCUCCAAGAUAGCCCAGAUGAUUUCACCUCCUGGUAUUCAUGCCUUUGCGUAGUCCUCUCUCACGCUGAGUAGGGCUGACCUGUGUAGCCUGUGGGCUAUUGCAGCAGUGGUGGUUUGUGAUUUCUGAUGCUAGGUCAUAAAGGACAUUGCAGCUUCUGCUGCCCUCUCUUAGACCACUCACUCUGAGGGAAGCCAGCCUGUCGCGUUGUGAGGACAUUGAAGUAGCCCGUGGAAAGGCUCACAUGGAGAGGAACUGAGGCCUCCAGCUAACAACCACCAUCUGAGGUCGCCACCUCGGAAGCAGAUCCUCCAGCCCCAGACAGACCUUCAGAUGACUGCAGCCCCUCGUGCAUAUGAUUUUGGUUUUUUGCACUGAAUGUAACCUAGAUUCAUCCGUACGGGCUUGUGUUGCCCCAGGAUACUGUCAAAGGCAAUAUUUGUGAGUUUCUGCAGAGUUUUGCACAGUCUGUUCCCAUGCAAACCAAUGAGGGAGAAGUAUCGGAAGAAAGCAGUUCCAAGGUGGAACAGGAGGAUUUUGUAAUGGAAGGGCAUGGCAAGACUCCACCUCCUGGUGAAGAAAGCAAACAAGAGAAGGAGCAAGAAAGGGAAGAACAGUUAAUGGAAGACAAGAAAAGGAAGAAAGAGGAUAAAAAGAAAAAAGAAGCCACUCAGAAGGUCACGGAACAAAAAACCAAAGUGCCCGAAGUGACGAAACCAAGUUUAAGCCAACCAACGGCCGCCAGCCCAAUUGGCAGCUCUCCAUCGCCACCAGUCAAUGGUGGCAACAAUGCCAAAAGGGUGGCAGUGCCGAACGGACAACCGCCAAGCGCCGCCCGCUACAUGCCUCGGGAGGUGCCGCCGCGAUUCCGUUGCCAGCAGGACCACAAAGUGUUACUGAAACGUGGGCAGCCCCCUCCGCCGUCCUGCAUGCUCCUCGGGGGUGGGGCAGGGCCUCCUCCCUGCACAGCACCCGGAGCAAACCCAAACAACGCACAAGUGACAGGAACGCUGCUGCAGAGUGAGAGUGGGACUGCACCAGAGUCAACCCUUGGAGGUGCUGCUGCUUCAAAUUAUGCAAAUUCCACUUGGGGCCCGGGAGCCUCCUCCAACAACGGCACCUCCCCCAACCCAAUUCACAUCUGGGACAAGGUGAUUGUAGACGGGUCUGACAUGGAAGAGUGGCCUUGUAUUGCCAGCAAAGACACUGAAUCUUCUUCCGAAAACACCACCGAUAACAACAGUGCCUCGAACCCUGGCUCUGAGAAGAGCACUCUGCCAGGAAGCACCACUAGUAACAAAGGAAAAGGGAGCCAGUGCCAGUCUGCAAGUUCUGGGAACGAAUGUAAUCUUGGGGUCUGGAAAUCUGACCCUAAGGCUAAAUCUGUUCAAUCUUCCAACUCUACUACAGAGAGCAACAAUGGACUAGGAAAUUGGAGGAAUGUGAGUGGUCAAGAUAGAAUUGGACCUGGCUCUGGCUUCAGCAACUUUAACCCAAAUAGCAACCCAUCUGCCUGGCCAGCACUGGUCCAAGAAGGAACUUCUAGGAAAGGAGCAUUGGAAGCAGAUAAUAGUAAUUCCAGUGCACAGGUUAGCACAGUAGGUCAGACAUCCAGGGAACAACAGUCAAAGAUGGAAAAUGCGGGUGUUAAUUUUGUUGUCUCUGGCAGAGAACAGGCUCAAAUUCAUAACACUGAUGGACCAAAAAAUGGAAACACUAACUCCUUGAACUUAAGUUCACCAAACCCCGUGGAGAAUAAGGGAAUGCCCUUUGGAAUGGGCUUGGGGAACACCUCCAGGAGCACUGAUGCCCCUUCACAAAGCACUGGAGAUCGAAAGACUGGGAGUGUUGGAUCUUGGGGUGCAGCUAGGGGGCCUUCUGGAACUGACACAGUCUCUGGACAAAGCAAUUCUGGAAACAAUGGGAACAAUGGAAAAGAAAGAGAGGACUCCUGGAAAGGAGCUUCUGUUCAGAAAUCAGCUGGGUCAAAAAAUGACUCUUGGGACAACAAUAACAGGUCUACGGGUGGGUCCUGGAACUUUGGCCCUCAGGACUCUAAUGACAACAAAUGGGGUGAAGGGAACAAAAUGACAUCUGGGGUCUCUCAGGGAGAAUGGAAACAGCCGACUGGGUCUGAUGAGUUGAAAAUUGGAGAAUGGAGUGGUCCAAACCAACCAAAUUCUAGCACUGGAGCAUGGGACAAUCAAAAGGGCCACCCCCUCCCUGAAAACCAAGGUAAUGCCCAGGCUCCCUGUUGGGGAAGAUCUUCCAGCUCCACAGGAAGUGAAGUUGGAGGUCAAAGCACUGGAAGCAACCACAAGGCAGGAAGUAGUGACAGUCAUAAUUCUGGCCGUCGUUCGUACAGGCCCACACAUCCUGAUUGUCAGGCUGUCUUGCAGACUCUUUUGAGCCGAACUGAUUUGGACCCCAGGGUGCUCUCGAACACUGGCUGGGGCCAAACUCAAAUUAAGCAGGACACGGUGUGGGAUAUUGAAGAGGUGCCAAGGCCUGAGGGGAAAUCUGACAAAGGAACUGAGGGGUGGGAGAGCGCUGCCACACAGACCAAGAACUCAGGGGGCUGGGGAGACGCACCCAGCCAAAGCAAUCAAAUGAAGUCUGGAUGGGGGGAGCUCUCAGCCUCUACAGAGUGGAAAGACCCCAAGAACACAGGAAGCUGGAAUGACUAUAAGAACAACAACUCUUCCAACUGGGGAGGAGGACGACCAGAUGAAAAGACAUCUUCCUCUUGGAAUGAGAACCCCGGCAAGGAUCAGGGGUGGGGAGGUGGGCGCCAACCCAAUCAAGGUUGGACUUCUGGAAAGAAUGGUUGGGGAGAGGAAGUUGAUCAAGCAAAAAACAGCAAUUGGGAAGGUUCUGCAAGUAAACCUGUGUCUGGGUGGGGUGAAGGAGGACAGAAUGAAAUCGGAACUUGGGGUAAUGGUGGGAAUGCAAGCCUAGCUUCAAAAGGUGGGUGGGAAGAUUGCAAAAGAUCCCCAGCAUGGAAUGAGACAGGCAGACAGCCCAAUUCCUGGAAUAAACAACACCAACAGCAGCAGCAGCCACCGCCGCCACAGCCACCACAGCCAGAGGCUUCUGGCUCAUGGGGAGGCCCACCCCCACCACCUCCAGGCAACGUUCGACCUUCCAAUUCCAACUGGAGCAGCGGCCCACAGCCCACAACCCCUAAGGAUGAGGAACCCAGUGGUUGGGAAGAGCCAUCCCCACAGUCAAUUAGUCGAAAAAUGGACAUUGAUGAUGGCACUUCAGCGUGGGGAGACCCUAACAGUUAUAACUACAAGAAUGUGAAUCUGUGGGAUAAGAAUUCCCAAGGGGGCCCAGCACCUCGUGAACCAAACCUGCCCACCCCGAUGACCGGGAAAUCAGCAUCAGUCUGGAGCAAAAGCACACCACCUGCUCCAGAUAAUGGUACUGCAGCUUGGGGUGAGCCAAGUGAAAGCACUCCUGGGUGGGGCGAAAUGGAUGAUACAGGAGCAGCGACCACAGGCUGGGGGAACGCACCCACCAACGCUCCCAAUGCCAUGAAACCUAAUUCCAAAUCUAUGCAAGACGGCUGGGGGGAGAGUGAUGGGCCAGUCACAGGAACUCGCCAUCCCAGCUGGGAAGAGGAGGAUGACGGAGGAGUCUGGAACACCGCCGGCUCUCAGGGAAGUGCUUCCUCCCACAACUCAGCAAGCUGGGGACAAGGAGGGAAGAAACAAAUGAAGUGCUCACUAAAAGGAGGAAACAAUGAUUCAUGGAUGAAUCCUCUUGCCAAACAGUUUUCAAAUAUGGGAUUGCUGAGUCAAACUGAAGAUAAUCCAAGCAGCAAAAUGGAUUUGUCUGUAGGAAGCCUUUCAGAUAAAAAAUUUGAUGUGGACAAGCGAGCAAUGAAUCUCGGGGAUUUUAAUGAUAUCAUGAGGAAGGAUCGAUCUGGGUUCCGUCCACCUAAUUCCAAAGACAUGGGAACCACAGAUAGUGGGCCUUAUUUUGAGAAGCUGACUUUGCCUUUCUCCAAUCAAGAUGGGUGCCUUGGGGAUGAGGCUCCCUGCUCUCCCUUCUCCCCUUCUCCCAGCUACAAGCUGUCUCCCUCUGGUUCCACACUACCCAACGUCAGCCUUGGAGCAAUCGGCACAGGGCUCAACCCCCAAAACUUCGCUGCUAGACAAGGUGGUAAUCAUGGUUUGUUUGGAAAUAGCACAGCACAAUCGAGAGGUCUGCACACACCAGUGCAGCCACUAAAUUCUUCUCCUAGUCUCCGGGCACAAGUGCCUCCCCAGUUUAUUUCCCCCCAGGUUUCUGCCUCAAUGCUCAAGCAGUUUCCCAACAGUGGCCUGAGUCCAGGUCUUUUCAACGUGGGGCCCCAGUUAUCGCCUCAACAAAUUGCCAUGCUGAGCCAGCUCCCACAGAUUCCCCAGUUUCAGUUGGCAUGUCAGCUUCUCUUGCAGCAGCAGCAGCAGCAGCAGCAGUUGUUACAAAACCAGAGAAAGAUUUCUCAAGCUGUGCGCCAACAGCAAGAGCAGCAGCUGGCGCGGAUGGUGAGUGCACUCCAGCAGCAGCAGCAGCAGCAGCAGCAGCAGAGGCAGCCCAGCAUGAAGCAUUCGCCGUCUCAUCCUGUCGGGCCCAAGCCACAUCUGGACAACAUGGUGCCCAACGCGCUGAAUGUGGGGCUCCCAGACCUUCAAACCAAAGGGCCAAUACCUGGAUAUGGUUCUGGCUUCAGCUCUGGCGGCAUGGACUAUAGCAUGGUUGGCGGGAAGGAGGCUGGAACAGAGUCUCGCUUUAAACAGUGGACCUCCAUGAUGGAGGGACUGCCCUCCGUAGCCACACAGGAAGCCAAUAUGCACAAAAACGGCGCUAUAGUGGCCCCUGGUAAGACCCGGGGAGGGUCACCAUACAACCAGUUUGAUAUCAUCCCAGGGGACACACUGGGUGGCCAUACGGGUCCUGCUGGUGAUAGCUGGUUACCUGCCAAAUCUCCACCGACAAAUAAAAUCGGAAGUAAAUCCAGCAAUGCCAGUUGGCCUCCAGAAUUCCAACCAGGAGUGCCAUGGAAAGGUAUCCAAAAUAUUGACCCUGAAUCCGACCCCUAUGUCACCCCAGGAAGUGUGCUGGGGGGCACAGCCACAUCUCCCAUUGUCGAUACUGACCACCAGCUGCUGCGGGAGAACACCACAGGGUCUAAUUCUUCCCUCAACACCUCGCUGCCUUCACCUGGUGCCUGGCCCUACAGUGCCUCUGACAACUCCUUUACCAACGUUCAUAGCACUUCAGCAAAGUUCCCUGAUUACAAAUCAACAUGGUCCCCAGAUCCCAUAGGACACAACCCCACUCAUCUCUCCAACAAGAUGUGGAAAAACCAUAUCUCCUCCAGGAACACUACACCGCUGCCCCGCCCACCUCCCGGUCUGACCAACCCCAAACCAUCAUCUCCCUGGAGCAGCACAGCACCCCGAUCAGUCAGGGGGUGGGGGACACAGGACUCACGGCUUGCCUCAGCCUCUACCUGGAGUGAUGGUGGUUCGGUUCGUCCUAGUUACUGGCUAGUUCUUCACAAUCUCACUCCGCAGAUUGAUGGGUCAACCUUGAGAACGAUCUGCAUGCAGCAUGGCCCACUGCUGACAUUCCAUCUGAAUCUAACCCAGGGCACUGCCCUGAUUCGAUACAGCACCAAACAGGAGGCAGCCAAGGCCCAAACUGCACUGCACAUGUGUGUGUUGGGAAACACUACCAUCCUGGCUGAGUUUGCCACCGAUGAUGAAGUCAGCCGCUUUCUGGCACAAGCUCAGCCCCCUACACCUGCAGCAACCCCGAGCGCGCCAGCUGCAGGGUGGCAAUCGCUGGAGACCGGCCAGAACCAGUCAGAUCCCGUCGGACCUGCUCUGAAUCUUUUCGGUGGGUCCACUGGGCUCGGGCAGUGGAGCAGCAGUGCUGGUGGCAGCAGCGGGGCCGAUCUUGCCAGCGCUUCGUUGUGGGGGCCCCCAAACUAUUCUUCUAGCUUGUGGGGAGUCCCGGCGGUGGAAGAUCCCCACAGGAUGGGCAGCCCUGCUCCUUUACUACCUGGUGACCUUCUGGGAGGAGGGUCGGAUUCAAUCUGAACUUAGAACUUUCAACUCUGACCUCGUGACCUUUUUUGGAACAGCAGCAGCACUAACUUGACCUUUUCGUUUUUUUUUUCAACUUGCAAUAAAUACAUUUUUAAAAGGAAAAAAGAAAACGGAGAGAGAAAAAAAGGUGGGUCAUUGACAGACUGUCUGAGCACAUAGUUGCCUCCCUUAUAACUUCAGUUUUUUCGUUUGGAAUAUGAAUCCAAAAAGAGAACAUAUCACUCUUGAAAUACUUGAAUCAUGAACGCCAACCUAGAAAGACAAUGUGAAGCAAGUACACAUACCAUUUAAAUUUAAACACAAAAAAAUUAAAAAAAUUAGUUUCUAGUUUUUCA